Molecule: messenger RNA, 1238 nt
Organism: Erythranthe guttata (spotted monkey flower)
Lineage: Eukaryota; Viridiplantae; Streptophyta; Magnoliopsida; Lamiales; Phrymaceae
Source: RefSeq, a predicted model, not a curated record
AUGGGGUCUUCCUUCAGUUGCUGCAGCUCUGAAAAAGUUGAACAAGGGUUGAGUGUAGGAGGAGGAGGAGGAGGAGAGAAUAGCAGCAGCAGCAGCAAAUCAUGGAGAAUAUUCACGUACAAGGAACUGCAUGCUGCUACCAAUGGAUUCUGUGAUGAUUACAAGCUUGGUGAAGGUGGCUUUGGCAGUGUUUAUUGGGGCAAAACUUCCGACGGCCUCCAGAUAGCAGUGAAGAAAUUGAAGUCGAUGAACUCGAAGGCAGAAAUGGAGUUUGCGGUGGAAGUAGAAGUACUCGGUAGGGUGAAGCACAAGAAUCUGUUAGGGCUGAGAGGCUAUUGUGCCGGAAACGACCAACGCCUCAUAGUCUACGAUUACAUGCCCAAUCUCAGCUUGCUUUCUCAUUUACACGGCCAAUUCGCCGGCCAAGUUCAUCUUGAUUGGACCAAACGGAUGAAUAUUGCACUCGGCUCCGCACAAGGCUUAUUAUAUAUACUAAUUAGGUACUUGCACCAUGAAGUGACACCCCACAUAAUACAUAGAGACAUCAAAGCAAGCAAUGUCCUUCUAGACUCGAAUUUCGAGCCAUUGGUAGCCGAUUUUGGUUUCGCAAAACUAAUACCCGAAGGCGUUAGCCACAUGACCACACGGGUCAAGGGCACUUUAGGGUAUUUAGCACCCGAAUACGCAAUGUGGGGGAAAGUCUCCGAGAGCUGCGACGUGUACAGCUUUGGGAUCCUCCUUCUAGAGAUCGUCACUGGCCGAAAACCCAUCGAGAAACUCCCGGGCGGGCUAAAACGGACCAUCACCGAAUGGGCGGAGCCCCACAUAACGCGCGGGCGGGUCAAGGAUCUAGCGGACCCGAAGCUCCGGGGGAAUUUCGACGAGAGGCAGUUGAUGGAGGCGGUGAAUGUGGCGGCAUUGUGCGUGCAGAGCGAGGCGGAGAAACGGCCGACUAUGAGGGAAGUGGUCGGGCUUCUUAAGGGGGGAGAUUAUCUGGUUAACGGUGGUGCUAAAUCGGGAUUAAGUAUGAGGAUUAAGAGUGUUAAGUAUGGUGAGGAUUUAAUGGCACUUGAUCAAGAAAGUGAUGAUGAUGAUGAUGGAAAGAGUGUUUAUGGUGUGUUUGGUGCUUUGGAGACACAAAAAAUGCAAGAUUCUUACAGGGGUUAUGGGGAUAGGAGGUGAGUGUGUGAAAAAUGUGUUUUGUGAGUUUUUAUUUUUUUGUGUUUUUUAUUUAAUUA